AUGAAUUAUAAACCGAACCUGAAGAUGGAUAGUACUUCUGGCUCGUUUAAAAAAUAGGAGCAGACCUCGUCUCUCGAAAGCACUUAAAAAUCAGAAUAUAAUGGAAUCAGUAUAAAACCUAAUUUUGCUUGUAAACCAGUUUUCAACUUUCGCAACCGUUCUCCUCAACCUUAAGAAUAGGAACCUUAGUUAACAAAUACAAAUGAUGAUUUCUUUAAAACAGGAACAUUUUAAGAAAAAAUCCCACUUAAAGAUAGAAUCUAACGAUCAGAUGAAAAGAAAAAUACUGCUCCUGUUGCCAAAGGGCUUUAUCUACCUGGUUAAGAAGAGUUAUUUAGAAAAUAAAUAUAGGUAGAGAAGAAAGAGAUACAAUAAACUUAAGAGAAAAAGGAUGCUUAAUCUGGGAAGACAAUUUAAGUAGAAUAAUAUAUGCCAUCUAUUGGAUAAUAAUCUAAUAAAAGAGAGGCUGCCUUAUUAGGUUCUAAAAAUCCCUUAGAAAAUAAAAUAGCAGUUGCAAAUCAAGAAAGAGUAUUAUAAUAACUUGGUAUUUUAUGUAAUAAUACAUAUAGAGGAAGCAGAACCUAUUGAAGAACUUGAAUUAAUACUUUGUCCAGAAGGAUGUGGUAGAUAGUUUAAAUAAGAUGCUUUGGAGAAACAUGUUAAAGUUUGUAAGCAAGUCUUCCAAUAGAAAAGACAAGAAUUUAAUUCAAAAUAAGCAAGAGUUGUUACGAAUGAUUAAUAAAAACUUUAGCGUUAAGGAUAAAUCAAAGAAAAAUAAUUAAUAAAGAAAUAAGGAAAAGCUCCUUUGGAUCCUAAUUGGAAAAAGCAAUCAGAAGAAUUACGUAAUUUAAUAAAAGAAUCUAAACAAUAAUAAUGA
Paramecium primaurelia is the source of this 877-nucleotide messenger RNA. The record is from the annotation of a GenBank genome assembly. Lineage: Eukaryota; Ciliophora; Oligohymenophorea; Peniculida; Parameciidae.